Arachis stenosperma is the source of this 795-nucleotide messenger RNA. RefSeq lists its product as uncharacterized. Lineage: Eukaryota; Viridiplantae; Streptophyta; Magnoliopsida; Fabales; Fabaceae. The record is from RefSeq and is a predicted model, not a curated record. Bases 1 to 795 code for a protein of 264 amino acids. The transcript has a single exon.
AUGAGUAACGAGUUCAAGCCACAAAUACGAGAUGAUAUAGAAAAACAUAUAAUAGCUGAGAUUCCUGAUGAAAAUCAAAGGCCAAAUCUUCAUGGAGCUGUUCAAAAUUACAUGGUACCUGGUCCAUGUGGUCCGUACAACAAGAAUUCACCUUGCAUGAAGAAUGGAUCCUGUUUAAAGUUCUAUCCCAAAGAGUUUAGACAACGAACACUCAUUGAUGAAGUUGAAUUUCCUAAAUAUAGGCGUACUGAUAACAGUCGAACAGUGAAAAAAAGGGAAUGUGUACUAGACAAUAAGUUCAUUGUUCUGUAUAAUCCAGAAUUGUUGCUCAAGUUCGGGUGCCACAUAAAUGUGGAAUACACAUGCCAAACAAGUUCUAUUAAAUAUCUGUUUAAGUAUGUACACAAGGGAAAUGACAGUGUAACAGCUCCUCUAUACAAUGCUGGUGAUCCAUCAGAAGCCACACAAAUUGUUGACGAAAUUAAAAAUUACUACGAUUGUAGGUACAUUUCGACAUGUGAGGCAGUUUGGCGUUUAUUUGGAUAUGAAAUCCAAAAGAAAGAACCAUUUGUGAUUAGACUUCCAUUCCAUUUGGAGGAUGAGCAACCUGUUGUUUAUGGUGAAACUUCUAAUGUGAAUGAUAUCGUCAAAGGAGCAAUAUCUCAUAAGUCCAUGUUUUUGGGAUGGAUGGCGGCGAACAUGUCAUAUCGCUAUACUCAAAGUCUGACUUAUGUUGAGUUUUCAACCAAGUUUGUUUGGAAGGACGAUGCUUCAAAGUGGUUUCCUCAAAAGUAA